AUGCGAGACGGUCAGCUCAACAUUGAAUCACAGCUCAACGGACGGCACCCAUUACAAGCUCGUCUGGAGAACUGGGAGGAGACACAGAUGAACAUGCGAAUGCAAAACUACAAGCGAACCUUUGGUAUGGGUGAGCCUAUCCGACGAACAAUGGAGAUGCAGAUUGUCAAGGAAACCACCCUUAUGCCUGCUGUGGUCGGUACCCCCGCCAACAUCCACCUGGACAUUCUCAAGAAUAAGGAUCUGGACGUGGACUGGGAGGACGUGUACACCGGCGACGACCAGCCCCUCGACUUCCACUCCGAGCUCGAGAAGCGAAUGGGUAUUUAG
Molecule: messenger RNA, 330 nt
Organism: Yarrowia lipolytica CLIB122
Lineage: Eukaryota; Fungi; Ascomycota; Dipodascomycetes; Dipodascales
Biological process (GO): proteasome assembly
Cellular component (GO): nucleus; cytoplasm
Source: RefSeq, a predicted model, not a curated record